AUGGUGAAAUUUGGCAUCGAUCAGAAAUGUGCUUGUCAGUAUCCAGACGCGAGCUCUUACGAACUUUGCGUACUACUUUUGGCGAGAACUUAUCAAGCCCAUAUAUUGCAGGUCUUCAUCGACUGUUCAAUGCAAGAAAUCGAGAUUACCUAUAUGACUUUCCCUCAAACCAUGAAAUCCAAAAUGCCCCUAUACGCACUUCCGAUGCUUCCUCCUGAACCCAAAAUCAUCUUUAAGCCUUUCCCUUCUAUCGGAAAACUGAAAAACUGGAUGCAUGGGUACGAUCUCUACCUAAAAGGACUUGUCGAGGAAAGUGAAAGGGUUGAAAAGAGAUUAGAUAAAUUAAGGUGGAAGAAGGAAUCUUUAGAUGGGAAGUCUACGUUAGUGAAGGAAAAGGUUGAUACAGACGAUCACCUAGGCAAAGGAAAAGAAGAUAAGACAAUCGUUCAGAAUGAUUAUGUAUGUCAUCAUGUUAAGACUAGAGAUCAAUUUAGUUUUCUUGAUCACCUGGACAAUCUUCACUGUCAUCCCCUAUACAGACCUUGCCAUACUUUUAGAGACUCCAUAGAGAUGAUAGAAGCCAUGAAAGAAUAUAACGGUACACACACCUCGUUAGGUCUUCGAAAAGCCCCCUCGUCUGUCACCGAUAAGCCAAUCAGAAAGGUUAAAUUUGGGGAUGAUCUGAGUACGAAGUUCAGUGGUCAAUAUGACAAAGCUGGACCGUCAAACUUAUCACAUGAAGAGAAAGAGAAAGCUCACAAGGCGGUUUGGGCAAGUCGUCGCUCAGAGGAAAGAAAGGAUACGGUGACUGUAUUGAGGAAGAGAAAAUUAGUCAAGGGGUAG
Messenger RNA from Kwoniella shivajii, 843 nucleotides. RefSeq lists its product as uncharacterized. The transcript has 3 exons. The record is from RefSeq and is a predicted model, not a curated record. The coding region runs from base 1 to 843 and encodes 280 amino acids. Lineage: Eukaryota; Fungi; Basidiomycota; Tremellomycetes; Tremellales; Cryptococcaceae.